UGAGAGAAGAAAAUGUUUCAGUUUCUGUUACAUUUCACAACUUCAAAAGACAGAAAAUACUUUCAGCAAGCUGUCAAGAAUUUAUGUAGCUAACGGAGAAGAAAAAAAACUUCUAAGCACUCGACACCAUCUUCCCUAUUCAUUUUUAAAUUUCACUUUUAAAGUGAACCUCCGCCCUCAGAGCCUUUCUGUGAAUUCCUCAGUAUAACCAGAUGCAGGGGGCACCCUGCUGCCCUGGGGCAUCCACGGUUUGCCACCUCAUUUGUUCCAAGGAGCACAUGAAGUUGGAGCGGCUGUGGCCGCAGUGAGGGGAUGACGUCAGCACGGCUUUCCUAGGGCAUUGCCAGCUGAGAUCCCACUCCUGGCUGCUGCUCUCUCGGUGUCGGUGCAACAGCUCUUCUAAUCCAAACUGUACAGCUGAGCCCGGGGAGGCUUAAUGCAGGAGAUGUUUUGCUCAUAGCUCUUCAAACUCAUGCAACCUAAUCAGCUCCUCUUGCAUAUGAAGGGUGGAUCUUGCUUCCUGCCCUGCAGAUGCCAUCACCUCUUAGCUUUUUAGCAUCUUUGUGGGACUCUGUGAACUGAAACUUAGCAGUUGCAGCAUUGGCGAGAGACUGCUGAUCUCCAAAGAAACCGCUCCAUUACCCAACUAGCUAAGCAGGAGUACUAGGGACCAACAUUACACUUUAUAUCUCUCUUCAUGGCUUUGAAAGACAGCAACGGCAGCUGUAUCCUGCCCAUUAGCGAGGUGUCUCCUCCGUUCCCGGAGGUGGUUGAACUGAACGUAGGUGGACAGGUGUAUGUCACCAGGCACAGUACUCUGCUCAGUAUACAGGACAGCACUUUGCAUGGCAUGUUUUCCAGGACUAGCCUCAAGGACUUGCCCCGAGAUAACCGUGGCCGCUUUUUCAUUGAUCGAGACGGUUUCCUCUUUAGGUACGUUCUGGACUACCUCCGCGACCGGCACCUUGUCCUGCCCGAUCACUUUCCGGAGAAGGAACGACUUCUGAGAGAGGCCGAGUACUUUCAGCUCCAGGACCUUGUCAAACUGCUAAGUCCCAAGGUCACCAAACAGAGCUCACUCAAUGAUGAAGGCUGUCAGAGUGAUCUCGAAGAGAGCUCCCAUGACAGCGGUGACCCGGCUUCAGCCUGCUCAAUAUUUUCUGAUAAAAAGUCCGGCUUCAUCACCUUGGGCUACCGAGGGUCCUACACCCUGGUGCGGGACAACCAAGCAGACGCGAAAUUUCGGCGGGUAGCGCGUAUCAUGGUAUGUGGACGCAUUGCCCUGGCCAAAGAGGUGUUUGGGGAAAGCCUGAACGAGAGUCGUGACCCCGACCGACCACCGGACAAGUACACGUCCCGCUUUUACCUCAAGUUCACGGCCCUAGAGCAGGCGUUCGACCGGCUCUCCGUAGCCGGCUUCCACAUGGUGGCAUGUAACUCGACAGGCACAGCGGCGUUUGUGAACCAGUACCGUGAGCCCCAGGACAAAGUAUGGAGUAGCUACACCGAGUACAUCUUCUUUCGUGAGUAA
Messenger RNA from Protopterus annectens (West African lungfish), 1531 nucleotides. RefSeq names its product potassium channel tetramerization domain containing 8 (gene KCTD8). Gene Ontology annotation, biological process: protein homooligomerization; regulation of G protein-coupled receptor signaling pathway. Gene Ontology annotation, molecular function: protein binding. The coding region runs from base 698 to 1531 and encodes 277 amino acids. The record is from RefSeq and is a predicted model, not a curated record. Lineage: Eukaryota; Metazoa; Chordata; Ceratodontiformes; Protopteridae. The transcript has a single exon.